This is a messenger RNA of Neurospora hispaniola, 592 nucleotides long. RefSeq lists its product as uncharacterized. The transcript has a single exon. The record is from RefSeq and is a predicted model, not a curated record. NCBI's taxonomy places the organism in Eukaryota, Fungi, Ascomycota, Sordariomycetes, Sordariales, Sordariaceae. Bases 105 to 482 code for a protein of 125 amino acids.
CAAGAUCCAACACCGAGCCGGGCUGUUGUUACAGUCUUGCCCAGAGUCUGCACCGUCAAGGAGAAGAUGGGAAAAGCCGCAAUGGGGGGUGUCGCGCUGUGCUGAUGUGUUGUUGGUCUACGCUCUGGGGUGAUAGCCGGGCAGGCAACACACGAAAUCUGCCCGUAUUACCCUUUGUCAGGGAAGGAGCAGGGCUAGGUUCGCGGUGUCGGAAAGCUCCCAGGCUCGCUGUGCCGGUUUUGUACGAUGGAAAUUCUCGUUUCUGGCUUGUUUGCUUGACUUGCGUUCUGUUUCUCUCAUGUCGAUUUUAUUCCGUCGGUGCAGGAGUUCAUUGUCUUUUUUUUUUUUAUUUUUUUUUAUCGUAUCUCCCCUCGUUUUCGCAUUCUUUUUUUUUUUUUUAUUUGGUUUUGUUCUACUCUUUAACUUUGAUGGGUGUUGAUGAGCUUUUCAUUCGGCUCAUGGAUGGACGUGGGAUGGGAUGAAAGGACGACAAGUCAGGUUUUUCCAACGUGGGAGUUAGAGUUGUGGAGGAAUCCGUGAAUACAACUGACUGACUGAGUGACUGGGUCGACACUUGGUAUUACUGUAUGUG